AUGGCCGCAACUAAAACCGCCGUCUUUCUUCCUCUCCUGUUGACGCUACUAUUGGCAGCAUUUUUAUCGUCCUUGGCCGCUGCAGAAUCCCAAACCUCCUUUGCCACAAGGAAGCUGCAUAAUAAUUCAACGUCCGUCGGGAAAGCCCGUGGGCUGUACCAUUUCCCUUCCAACACGACCAGCUUCGUCUACGAGAUGAUAUACAGCUUCGCCUUCACUUACGGAGACUACAACGGCAGCUCCCUCUCCCUUAUGGGUUCCGUCUUCCCGCCACCGUCGGGAGCCGCCAGCGAGCUCUCCGUCGCCGGCGGCACGGGCGUGUUCCGAUUCGCUCGUGGGUACGCCGUCUUGAACUAUGUCUCGUUUGAUCCGCUACGUAGGAUGGUCGUCAACGAGCUCGACGUCUACGUUUCCCAUUACUAG
Messenger RNA from Linum trigynum, 423 nucleotides. The record is from the annotation of a GenBank genome assembly. NCBI's taxonomy places the organism in Eukaryota, Viridiplantae, Streptophyta, Magnoliopsida, Malpighiales, Linaceae.